CUGACAUCACACAGCACUGACGUCACGCAGGCCGCUGAUUGGCUGCCACCGUCUGGGAAGAGGGGGGUGUGUAAGGCAUUGCAGGGGGUAGUGGGCGGAGACUGCGCGAUCCUACUGGUGGGCUACAGACAUGUGACCCUGCGGAAGUGUUAACCCGUGCACUGCUGAGACGGCGCCCACCCAGAGCCAGCACAUAAAGCCGGAGGAGCAGAGCCGCGCACGCUGCACACUGCUACACACAGCCGCCAUGAGACCGCGCAAGAACGUUUGCCAAAACUGAUCGAUAGGAGCGACAGAAGAUCUGCUGUGCGCCCCCGUUUCCCGACCUUCAAGGAUCCCCUCUAUAUGCCCCUGCAGUUGCCUGCCAUGAAUUUCCGCAGUCACCGGCUCCUACGCCGAUCUCCUCCAUCGCCCCCGACUCUCUCCACCAAACCCACUGCUGUCGGGGGGGCCUCGAGCACCGGCCUGUCCAGCCUGGGCAACAUAGCUCAGAUCAGCCCGUGCCUCUACCUCUCCAGCGGGAACGCGGCGGGCAGCCGGCAACUCGUUUACUCUCGCAAUGUCACCUGCAUUGUGAACGCCACGCUCGAGAUCCCUAACUCCAACUGGCCGGACGUAGACUACAUCAAGGUGCCAGUCCCAGACUUACCCCACGCCCCCCUGGCCCUCUACUUUGAUUCUGUGGCAGACCGUAUCCACCAGAACGGAAAAAGAAACGGCAGGACAUUGGUCCACUGUGUGGCGGGGGUCAGCCGCUCGGCCACGCUUUGCAUCGCGUACCUGAUGAAGUACCACCGCCUGUCCUUACUGGAUGCCCACCAAUGGGUUAAAACUAGGAGGCCAGUGGUGCGGCCCAAUGCUGGGUUCUGGCAGCAGCUGAUACAGUACGAGAAAAAGCUUUUUGGCAAAAACACGGUGAGGCUGGUACCAUCUCCGCUAGGACUCAUCCCAGAUAUAUACGAGAGGGAAACCCGGAACCUGAUCCCUGUCUGGGGCUUCAGAUGAAGUCGCUGCGGCUGCUACAUGGACUAAGGACAACUGCUGGUGCUAUAAUGUAUCGGCGCACAAUAGACAAUGGACACUUAAAGGGCCGGUACAGUCUUCUAAGAGUAAAGCAUGAUGGAAGUCUCUGCAGCUUUCUCUGUUUUUCAGUUCCUCACUACUGUCAUAUCUCUGCUAGAUGUCUGUGAAUAUCAACACUAAUUUACAUCUUUAAAAAAAAUCAGUAAGGAUGUUCACAGUUAAGGGUUUGUUGCAGUGUAUCAGUCCUGACAAACCUUUUUAUUUUUUACGUAAAACCUCAGCAGCCCAUAAUGGUCUCCUCUCUUGAACUCCAGGCUCAUAGCUUUUACCUAGUUCACUAUGUGGCUGGAAAUACUACAACCCCCAAAGGCUGUCAAGGUCAUGAUGGGAGUUUUUAUUUUUGAGACAGCUAGAGUCAUAGAUUGAGAACACUGGGCUUAGAGCAGCAUUUCCCAAACCAGUGUGCCCUAAUCUAUUGCAAAACUACAACUCCCAGCAUACACUUCAUAGACUAGAGUACUGGGACACUACACACUCCCCCUCCGGGAGGUCAUGCCCAGUGUAUAUAGGACAGUGUUUUCCAAACAGCAAGCUUCAGGUUGUUGCAAAACUUUUAAUUUUGCCACAGCUGGAGGCACACUGGUUAAACACUGGCUUAGGCUGGGUUCACAUGUUUUUUCCCCAUAUGGGAGCGCAUGCGGCAGGGUGGAGCUAAAAACUUGCGCUCCCGUAUCCCUGCAUAUCCGCUCCCGUAUGUAAUUCAUUUCAAUGAGCCGACCGGAAUGAAACAUUCGGUCGGCUCACUUUUGCCCCGUAUGCGCUUUUCCCCCCAACCUAAAACUGUGGUCGACCACAGUUUUAGGUCCCGUUGUAAAAGCGCAAGUUUUUAGCUCCCCCCUGCGCAUACGGCGCUCCUGUAUGGGGGAAAUUGUAAACCCAGCCUUAGUGUAGGGUGGUUACAAUUUUAAAGGGGUACUCCGGUGAAAACCUUUUUUCUUUUAAAUCAACUGGUGGCAGAAAGUUAAACAUAUUUGUUAAUUACUU
Messenger RNA from Hyla sarda, 2067 nucleotides. It is a transcript of the gene DUSP14, whose product is annotated as dual specificity phosphatase 14. The record is from RefSeq and is a predicted model, not a curated record. Gene Ontology annotation, biological process: protein dephosphorylation. Gene Ontology annotation, molecular function: MAP kinase tyrosine/serine/threonine phosphatase activity. The coding region runs from base 346 to 1005 and encodes 219 amino acids. The transcript is spliced from 3 exons. Lineage: Eukaryota; Metazoa; Chordata; Amphibia; Anura; Hylidae.